AUGCGAUUAAAACUAAAGUCAAACACUGGUGUAUCGACUAUAAACUUGGACGACAAUUCCAAAUUAUUUAAAGAUUUUCUUGAUGAUAUUCAACAAAAUAAAGAACUACAUGAAAAUGGGUCAGAAGUUGUUGCGUCCAUAAAGAAAGGAUUCCCACCUAAACCAAUAGAUUUAUCAUAUUCUCGGGAUACUACAAUAAGUGAUAAAGAAAUUAAAGAUGGAGACCAGUUGUUAAUUGAUUUUGCAUCAUUUAAACGAAAAGUCACUGUGGAGUCCUCAUUGUCCCCACAACCUGCUGAAAAGAAACCAAACCUACGAGAAGACAUACCAUCAGCUUAUAUUGAAUCAAUAAAUAAGUAUUUGAUUCUUCGAAAUAUUCCUGAUGACAAUUCCUGUUUGUUCAAUUCAAUAUCGUAUGCUGUGUCAGGGUAUGAUUCCUAUAAUAAUAUAUCCCCACCAGAUGAAUUGCGGACAGUGGUAACCAAUUAUAUCCAUGAUGACCAUGAACUAUACUCCGAUUUGAUCUUAGGGCGUCCAAGAAAUGAAUAUUGUGAAUGGAUAAAGAAAAAAGAUAGUUGGGGAGGUGCCAUAGAGUUGGGUAUAUUGGCAGAUUGGUUUAAUAUUCGAAUAGUAUGCAUUGACAUAGAACUGGGUAAUUUUAUUCGUUUUGAAAAUGAAAAGAAGAGUCCUGAAAAUUUCAUUAUAUUGAUUUACAGUGGUAUUCAUUAUGAUGUUUUAGCCAUGAACGAUGAAUUGUCUUUAGACAACAAGGCAGGUGAUAUUGCUCAAUGGAAAAUAAAGGACGAGCACGAAGAAGAUAUUUUAACAGCCAGUCAGAAACUAUGUAAAUUAUUGCAAAGUAAGGAUUAUUCAACAAACACAACAACAUUUAGAGUUAGAUGCUUAGACUGUUAUCAAGUGUUAGUCGGUGAAAUGGGAGCUUCAAAACACGCUGAAGAAACAGGACACCUUAAUUUUGGCGAAGUUAAAAAGAAAUAA
Molecule: messenger RNA, 999 nt
Organism: Candida tropicalis MYA-3404
Lineage: Eukaryota; Fungi; Ascomycota; Pichiomycetes; Serinales; Debaryomycetaceae
Product: ubiquitin-specific protease
Exons: 1
Coding region: 1-999 (332 amino acids)
Biological process (GO): endoplasmic reticulum unfolded protein response; protein deubiquitination
Cellular component (GO): cytosol; nucleus
Molecular function (GO): cysteine-type deubiquitinase activity
Source: RefSeq, a predicted model, not a curated record